AUGUUUCAUCGUGAAGGAGCGUCUACAGUACGACCACCUCUCUUGGAUGGAUCAAAUUACUCAUACUGGAAAUCGAAGAUGAAAAUGUUCAUCAAGUCCGUUGAUGAACGAGCUUGGCGUGCUAUCGUGACUGGUUGGACCCCGCUCAUGGCUAAAGGAACGGAUGCAAAAAGGGCAUGGGAGAUCCUACAAGUGACGUAUGAAGGCACAUCAACUGUUAAAACAUCUAAGCUGCAGAUGCUAGCCACGAGAUUUGAGAGUCUUCAUAUGGAGGAGGACGAGACGAUUGCUGAUUUCCACGCUAAGCUGUGUGAUAUCUCAAAUGAAUCGUAUGCACUAGGUGAACAAUACUCGGAAACAAAGUUGGUAAGAAAGGCACUACGUUCAUUACCAGAAAGAUUCGCUUACAGAGUUGCAGCAAUCGAAGAAGUGAGAGAUAUCAAUACGCUAAAGCUAGAUGAACUCAUGGGUAAACUGCAAACCCAAGAAAUGAAUUUUAGAGCAAGUAUUCGAGAAAAGAAAAAGGUGAAGAAUGUGGCAUUCCAGGCUGAAGCUUCCCAUGGCAUCCCACAAGACCAAACAUUUCAUGAGUAUGACAUUGAUGUUGAAGAAUCCUUAGCAAUUAUGUCAAAUAACCUCGAAAGCUUGCGUCAAAAGCUUGAAAAUAGAGGAAGUUCCUCUCAAUCAGGUAAGUAUGUUAACCCUAAAAAUUUUAAAAAGUUUUCUAAUAAUGGUUAUUCUGAUGAUGCAAAGUCUAGGAGAAUGCAAUGUCGAGAGUGUGGGGGUUUUGGACAUAUUCAGGUCGAGUGUGCUAACACUUUGAAGAAAAAGAGGAUGUCACUCACCACUGUUUGGAGUGAUAAAGAGGACAGUGAUGAGGAUGAGAACAACAAAGAAGAUCAAACCACAAACUUUAUGGCAUUCAGUGGUACUACUCAGAUAAGCAAGUGCAAAGAGACUGUCGCUGAAACUGUUGCAACAGUCUGUCCAACAGAACUCAAGUAUGAUGAAUUAUCUUCAAAUAAGGACAAUAGUCUGACUUCACCAUUUAAUUUUGCAGGUGAAUCUGAAAGCAGUAGUGAUGAUGAAAAGCCAACCAUCGAAGAGGUGAAAGAUGUAUAUGAAAAAAUGUACCGGAAGUGGCUUGAAGUAUCUGAGGUAAAUAAGCGCCUUGAAAAGGAUAAGCAUGUUCUCAUAGAGGAAAAUAAAGUGUUGAAAGUAAGAAUUUCUACCCUUGAACAAAAUGUUAUUUCUUCUAGUAGAGAUAUAGAUAGCUUGAAGGCUAAAUUUGCUCAAACCCAAGAUGUUAUUUCUAAGUUUAAUACUGGUAGAGUAACUUUGAAUGAAAUUUUGAACAAAAAUCAGCCGAACUACGGUCGUAUGGGUAUAGGGGGUAACCAGCUAUCUACUGAUGUUAUUCUGAAUUUGCUAACCCUUGUUCAUGCAGGUCUUCACAAGAAUAUAAAAGGAGGAGUUAUAAUGCCGACGUUAUUUGCUGAGUUUUUUAUUACGUGGGUGAUUUACCACGUCGCCCUCCAAGUCUACAAAGCCAAGCAAUUUACUCAAGGGGAGAAAAUGUUAGAAUCAAUCAAUGACAAAGGGGGAGAUUGUUAG
This is a messenger RNA of Erythranthe guttata (spotted monkey flower), 1614 nucleotides long. The record is from RefSeq and is a predicted model, not a curated record. NCBI's taxonomy places the organism in Eukaryota, Viridiplantae, Streptophyta, Magnoliopsida, Lamiales, Phrymaceae.